Argiope bruennichi is the source of this 865-nucleotide messenger RNA. RefSeq names its product essential MCU regulator, mitochondrial-like. NCBI's taxonomy places the organism in Eukaryota, Metazoa, Arthropoda, Arachnida, Araneae, Araneidae. The record is from RefSeq and is a predicted model, not a curated record. The transcript has a single exon. Bases 96 to 365 code for a protein of 89 amino acids. Gene Ontology annotation, biological process: calcium import into the mitochondrion; mitochondrial calcium ion homeostasis. Gene Ontology annotation, cellular component: uniplex complex; mitochondrial inner membrane.
AGGGAUAAGAUAUCUGAAUGUGUUAUAAAUUUUCGGGAUCGAAUACUGUUUACAGUAAACUGAAAGUAAACAAAUAGGCCAAUAUCGCUAUAAUAAUGGCUAGCAAGCUGUUGAGACUUGCAUCUAAUAUUUAUAUGAUGAAUUAUCCUUUAAAGAAAAUGACUACAGUACCCAUACGACAUGCUGUAACAUCAGAAACUGGUGCAGUACUUCCUAAGCCAGAGAAAAUGCCUUUCGGUCCGGUUCGUGUUCUAUUGACUGUUUUACCUGGCUUGUACCUUGGAGCAACGAUUAGUAAAGAAGGCGCUGCUUUUCUUGAAGAAAAUGAUAUAUUUGUGCCUGAUGAAGAUGACGACGAAGAUUGAAUGUUAUAUUCCCAUCGUAUAAACUGGAAAACCCAUCUCUUAUGUUAUGCUGUCUGAAAAUGUAGAUCUUUACUGGGAUUAGACAGCAUUUAUUUCAAAUAUGUAUUUAUUGUUGUUAAAAACAGAAAAGUGUAUUUAAUCUGGCGAUGCGACAUUGUAUUUAAAGUCUCUGUUCGUAACUCUAUUUGUUUCUCCAUUCUAUUUAUUUUCUGGUUUAGAAUGCAAUAAUAUUUUAUCAUAUGAAAGGAAAGACAUGGGUUGUAACUUCAUAGCAUUGCAUUUCUUGUUUAGAUUUUUCUUGUUAAAAAAUUUAUUUAGCUGUUAGAAAAUUUGAAUCAAAUGAAUAAAGAUAUAUUGUGGAUACUUGGAAUAACUGAGUUAUUCUACCCUUUUGUAUUCAUCAUUUUAUGUAGUAAGCAUACAAUAUUUUAUCGUUACUUUUUUUUAUUUAUUUAGUCUUUAAUAUACUUAAUUCAUGAAGUAUUUUAUCAUAAGUUUAU